Acanthochromis polyacanthus (spiny chromis) is the source of this 3846-nucleotide messenger RNA. It is a transcript of the gene trpv6, whose product is annotated as transient receptor potential cation channel, subfamily V, member 6. Bases 1406 to 3559 code for a protein of 717 amino acids. Gene Ontology annotation, biological process: calcium ion import across plasma membrane. Gene Ontology annotation, molecular function: calcium channel activity; protein binding. NCBI's taxonomy places the organism in Eukaryota, Metazoa, Chordata, Actinopteri, Pomacentridae. The record is from RefSeq and is a predicted model, not a curated record. Gene Ontology annotation, cellular component: membrane. The transcript is spliced from 16 exons.
UCUUGAAAAGGUUCCAAUAAUUUUUAAAAGAAAAACAUUUUAAUCAGAUGUUCAGACAAUGUUUUAGGCGUAUUUAAUUUCUAAUAAUGUUCCUAUAAAAGUAAUGUAACGUUCUAACAUUAAGAUGAUGUUCCACGAUAAGAAACGAGGAAUGUUCUCAAACCAUUAAUUAUAAAAUGUUUUCCAGAAGUUAUCGAGAACUCAGAGGAUUUUCGUAAAACGUUUCUCUUUUGUGAUGUAUUCAUUAAUAAAGGUGGAACGUUCUUUCAAUGUUCUGCGGCUGUUUUUGGGAUGUUAUAGAACCCUACUCUACAAGACGUUCUCACAAUGACACAAAGGAAGGAGGUUCCUCUGAUGUGAUCUAUUCACAAAGGUGGAACAUUUGGAAUGAAAUGUUCUAAAAAUGUUUUUAGGAUGUUACUAAAGGAAAACAAUACAGAUCAUUCUUCUAUAACAAAGGACAAAUGUUCUCAAAGCAACAUUUAAAGAAUGUUUUCUUCAUGUUAUCAACACCCAGAUGAUUUUUAUUUAAAUGUUUCUGUAACAAGAUCUAUAAAUUAACAAAGGUGGAACGUUCUUUCAGUGUUCUGUGGCUGUUUUGGGAUGUUCCAGAACCCUGUUCUAUAAGACCUUCUCACAAUGCUACAGAGGAAGGAGGCUCUCAGUUAACGGCAGAACAUCUCACCAUCAUAGAACAUUAUUAUAAAGCUUUCCAUGAUGGGAACGUUCUGUUUUCAAGACGUUCUAAAGACCUCAGAUGACAGAAUGUAUAUUAUCAAAGAUGGAACGUUCUACCUGCAAUGUUCUGAGCUCAUUUUAGAACCGUCUCCUACAAAACAUUCUCAUGAUGUUCCAUGAGAAGGAACGUUCUCAAACCAACAUUCAAAAAAUGUUCUGCAGAUGUUCUUGAGGUGAUGUUUUGCAGCGUUCCUGCAGCGUUAUUUAUCAAGGUGGAACAUUUAGCCUUUCUUCUGAGAGAACAUGUUACAGGACGUUCUUCCAUGUUCUCAACACAACAUUAAAAAAUACAUUUUCAAGAUGUUCCUCAGACCUCAGAUGACAGAAACAUAUUCUCAUUCUGCAAUAUAUUAGCAAGAGGUGGAACAUUCUGUUCACAGUGAGGACGUUGUUGAGAGAACACAUUAUAGAACCUGUAAAAUGUUCCACAGCAUUCAGUGAUGACAAUGGAAGGAUGUUCUCAAACCAGAACUUUAGAGAAUAACAGUCUAACAAUGUUCUCACCAAUAAUUUUUAGAAUGUCUUCAGUCAUCCUACCUGUAAGAAGAACAUUCUGGUAACUAAGAGACAGCUAGAAAACACUUGUAGAACCUUGCAGAAUCUUCCCAGAACAUCUCUACCUGGCUAACCGUCCCGUUUCCCUCCUGCAGUAGAACAUCUGGAGUCCAUGUCUCCGUCAUUGGCCAGAUCGGCUCCCAGCGAGCUCAACCAUUGGUGGAGCCAGCUGAGGUUCCGCCUCCAGAACAAGAAAGGAUGGAACGAGAUGCUGGACGAGACGUUUCUGCUCCACACCAAGAAUAUAAACGACAUUCCUCUGUUCUACGCUGCCAAGAACAACAGCGUCGGCUGCAUCAGGAAGCUGCUGAGCUGUGCUUCGACCAACAUCUUUGAGAGAGGUGCCCUCGGAGAAACGGCGCUCCAUGUGGCUGUGAUGAGCGACAACGUGGACGCUGCUGUGGCUCUGAUGGACGGAGCUCCUGAGCUCAUCAACGAACCCAUGACCUCCGAGCUGUUCCAAGGUGUGACUCCUUUACACAUCGCUGUGGCCAAUCAGAACAUAAACCUGGUCUACCACCUGAUUGGUCGAGGAGGUGACGUGGCCACGCCCAGAGUCACCGGGUUGUACUUCAGGAAGCGGAUUGGAGGUCUUCUGUACUGCGGUGAACACAUCCUGUCAUUUGCUGCCUGCGCUGGAAACGAGGACAUCAUCUCCAUGGUGAUCGAUGCUGGAGCCAGCACCAGGAUCCAGGACUACAGAGGCAACAGUCUGCUCCACAUCCUGGUCCUGCAGCCCAACAAGACCAUCGCCUGCCAGGCCAUAGACCUGAUCCUGAACCGGGAUGCGGAGCUGGACCAGCCGGUGCCGCUGGACAUGGUACCCAAUUACCGAGGCCUGACUCCCCUGAAGCUGGCGGCUAAGGAGGGGAACCUGGUGGCCUUCCAGCACCUGGUGAACAAGCGGCGGGUGGUCCAGUGGAGUCUGGGUCCUCUGAGCUCUCAGCUGUUCGACCUGACGGAGAUCGACUCGUGGGCCGACAGCUUGUCGGUGCUGGAGCUGAUCGUUGGAAGCCACCAGAGAGAGGCCAGAAGGAUCCUGGAAGUGACUCCAGUCAGGCAGCUGGUCAGUCUGAAGUGGAACCUCUACGGAAAACAUUACUUCAGGCUGCUGCUGCUGCUCUACCUGCUCUACAUCGGGACCUUCACCCUCUGUUGUGUGUUUCGACCCAUAAAAGACACUCCAGACAACUACACAACAUCUGACAUGGACAAAACCAUUCGGGUCCAGAAGAACCUCAGCGAGAGUUACGUGACGUAUGAGGACAGUCUGCGGUUGGCUGGAGAGGUCAUUAGUGUUCUGGGCGCUCUGCUCAUCCUGCUGCUGGAGAUCCCCGACAUCCUGAGGGUUGGAGCGAGGAGGUACUUUGGUCAGACGGCGCUGGGAGGUCCGUUCCACGUUAUUCUGAUCAGCUACGCCUGCCUGGUGGUUCUGCUGCUGGUCUUCAGGGUUUGUGGUGUUCAGGGUGAAGCUGAGGUCAUGGCGGUCUGUCUGGUCCUUGGCUGGUGUAACGUCAUGUUCUUCGCCCGAGGAUUUGAGAUGCUCGGACCGUAUGUCAUCAUGAUACAGAAGAUUAUUUUUGGAGAUCUGACAAAGUUCAUGUGGCUCAGUUUCAUCGUGCUCAUCGGUUUUUCCACCUCGCUGUGGAUGAUCUACAUGACCCAGGAACCGGACUCCAUCCCGUCCUACCGCUCCUUCCCCAUCACGCUGUUCUCCCAGUUCGAGCUGAGCGUGGGCCUCAUCGACCUGCCAGUGGACCACACCUUCACCACGCCGCCCAUCGUCCACGUGCUGCAUGUCGCCUUCUCCGUGGUUUCCUACAUCCUGCUGCUCAACCUGCUCAUCGCCAUGAUGAGCGACACCCACUGGAGGGUGGCUCAGGAGAGGGACGAGCUCUGGAGGACUCAGGUUGUGGCCACGACUCUGAUGCUGGAGAGGAGGCUUCCUCGCUGCCUCUGGCCUCGACUGGGCGUCUGUGGGCUGAACUACGGUCUGAAGGAACGCUGGUACCUGAGGGUGGAGGACAGGAACGACCCGAUGAUGCAGAAGAUGCGACGCUACAUCAAGGCGUUCUCCAGGGAGGAUGAGAAGGAUGGAGCUGAGAAGUCGAACACGACGAAGGAAGGAGCGAAGCUGCGACCCAAAGCCGGAGGACCUAACAACCGGAGGGCGAUGGCGGGCUGGGAGAUGAUCCGAAACAGUGCUCUGGGUCUGGAGGUGGAGCAGGAGGAGCCGGAGGAGGACCAGGACAUCAGAUACGUGUAGAGGAGGUUCUGAUGGACGUUCUGGAGGAGGAGGCUCUAAUGGAGACUCUGAUGGAGGCUCUGGAGGACAUCUGGUGGAGCUUCCAGAGGAGGUUCUGGAGGAGGCUCAGAGAAACGAGGACUGAUUGUGACGGUGCAAUUCUUCCUGCAGUAUUAUUCCGCUUUAGAACAGAGUGUGUUAUUUUUCUAGCGCUGUGAAUUCCUGUAGAAAUGAAGUGAAACGUAGAUUUUUAUCAUCUAGCGGAUGAAAACUUUUAUAUGAGAAUAAAACUUAUUGUUGAAACUUUA